CGUUUGUGUUCAACAGAAAAUAGAAACUCGGGUUUAGAACAACAAAUGAGGACAAUUUUAGUUUGAACUGUCCCUUUAAUUUUAGAGGAUUCUUUUGGAUUGGUUCCAAAUUAUGAUUUAAGUCCCCUAACAAUUACUUAGGAUUUUGAAAGAGGUAAUUUGGGUAAUUUGGCGCCGUGGUUUUCCAUACAGAGACUAUAAAUAACUGUUAUUUCACAAAUCCGGCCACACUUUAGGGUAUUUUAGCUAACCAUUACGGCGCAGGAUCAUUUAAGUUUUUAUAAGUCAUUCUAGUUUUAUUUUAUUUUAUUUGUAGGUGUAAUAUCGUUUGUAGUUAUAGUAUCAGUUAUACUAAUAUACACUUAUUCGUUGUUUAUAAAAUAAUAAAUCGGAAUAACCACACAUUUGCUUUAAUUAACUUUUUAACUAUUUAUUUUUAUUGAAGAGAAUAACAAAUGUAUAUACAAAAAAGGCACUAACGAUUUAAAGUUCUCAAAGGGCACACAUUUGCAAAUAAUAUUCCUAUCAGGUUUACGAGCCUGCCCGCGAGCAGGAACUGACGUCAAAUGUUUGCGACAGAAGUUGGUAGCGGUUUCUAAACAUAAAGCCGCAUAACCUGGGAGCACAGUCGGCUUGUUUCUUUUUUUUGCCAGGGUGGUGUCAUAAAAAUGUAGACAUUGCGCACAGAUAUCAAAAUGUCUCCAGAGCUGGAAAAGUGCCCGAGAAGCCUGUUGGUAUGCGAGAAAUCAAACUUCUUGCAUGAAAAGUCUCGGCAUGACAUCCACGUGUCGAAGCACAGCUUUAAUUACAAGAUCUCAGUGCUCAUACCUGAAUGCGGGACCCUUCCUGAGAACAUCAGAGGUGUCCUCCACAGCUUCAGCCCUUACUAUCUAGUGCGGGAUCUGCCGGUUUAUCAACUGCUGGAAGAAACGUUCCUCGAGUCGCUUGUCAAGAAGGGAAACUUCUACGCGCUUUCCUACAACACCAGAAUUGAUGAAGAUAAUGCCAUUGCUCUUCUUUCCAGCGGUCAGUUAAUUUUGUCUCUCGAUAAAGACACGUAUGAACAGCUUGGCUUGGAGGGACGCCCAUCUCUAUACAAUCACAAAAAAGCCAUGAGAUUUGUGGUGACUCUGGAUCUCACUGAUAAAAGCUUGAACCCAGGCACUAAACGAUACCAGCGGGUUCUCUCAAGCUUGAAGGACAGACUACCACUCAAAUAUGACUUUCUUUUAACUAAAUACAAGACAGGUUCAGAUGAAGAUCUGACUCUGAACAAGCUGUUGUCCCAGUACUCUUACGAGGAGCACAAGCCUGCUUUAAGCCAUCACACCCUGAAAAAUAUGCCAUGUCCCACACUUUACCCAUCAGAUAUACAGGGAAAGACACUGUCAUGUGACCCACAUCACUUCUUGGAGUGGCUUGGAGCGGUUAACCUAGACAUCAGCUGUGAAAAUGCUGCUGAUAGUUUCGUGUCAACAUAUGCGUGUCCAGAGCCCCAGAGCUCUGUCAGUCAGGCCCUGCUGUUCACCGUCACUGGCUUCAUCUCACCUGAGAAUGUGUUUGUGCUGCUGCAGGAACUCAGGCAGUAUUUCAUUGAGCCGAAGUUUACACCAUGGAUUUCCCUCACUGUGCAUGGAUUUAUGGAUAGUCCCGUGUCUUGGGGAACCACAGAACAUGGAUUCCUCAAAGGGGGUGAAAACUUCUACAAUUUUGUUUGUUUUAAGAAUCAGGACUACUGGUUACUCAUGGCUACCGGUGCUCAAGAUGGCUGCCCACCCUAGAACAGUGGACUUUUUUUUUUUUUUUUUUUCGUCUUUUUUUUUAUGUAAAACACAAAUAUAAAUAUAAAAUGUGCACUGUUGUUUCAAGUGUUUUUUUAUUAAAUUAUAAGAGGACAACAGUAAGUAAAAAAAAAAAGUAUAUAAUAUCAAUUUAUUUGGACCAGUCAUUUUCACAGCUGUUACAUGUUCAGAAACCUAAAAAUAAUCUUUACAGAUUGUACAAUUUAUAGCAUUAUUUAGUAUAUCAACUAUAAGAAAUAAGCCUUGCCAUUUUUUUAUAUAUAUAUAUAUGACCAGCAUUUGAAACUAAAGGCAGAUCACAUUAUGUACAGCUAUGCUGAAAGUCAGAAAAUGCUGAUAAUAGAUAUACUUUUGUCAGUGAAGUGACUGGAACAAAGUUAUUUUCCCCAGGAAUAGAGUCAGCAAUGUUUUACAUCAAACUACAACACCCUGUAUACAGAAUUCAAAAGACAUCCAUAAUGGAGAGAGGGCUGAGCUCAAAGUCUCAAAUUUACAAAAACGAAAAACAUUUUAGAUAUCGCAAAGCUGCAUUAAGAAAAUAAAGACGCGUUUCUGGUUUUGUCUUUCAGGGUUAAUAACAGAUAUCGAAUGUUAAUUAUCACGGAUCAAAGUUUCUUUGACAGUCAACGAAGCAGUUUACAUACCACAAGUUAAAAGGUAUAAGACAUUAUUAAUGUCACAAUGCACUUCAUAAUCAAAUAUAACCUGUUUUGUAAAAAUCUCCAAUUAAAGUAAGAACUAAAAAAAGCAUUCAAUAGGUAUAAGAGAAAUAAUCCAAACAAUUCUAUUUCCACAAUCAUAAAUAUAAUUUCGUAAACAAGAAUUAAUUUUACAAAACCAUUUGGGAAAGGAAAAACAUACACAACCAUCUGUUAAUUGAUCCAUGUUAAGGAACCACUUCAGCGAACUAUGGUCAAUAAAUACUGAAUACAAUUAAUAAUAACAUACAUAAGUUACACAUUUUAAUCGCUGGGGCCGAGCGGAUUAUUUUUUUUCCUGUAAAGUAUUUGUCAAACAUACCAAUUGUAAGCAAAGGUUUGGAGCUGAAUAAGGAAUAGUGCAUAGAUAUCUGUACCAGAAACAUGCUUUAGCAUGAGAUUUUGAAAAAAGGAAGCUUCACUGCUUAAAAAAAAAAAAAAAUAUGGUUUUUGAGAGGUAGGACUUUAGCACUAAGAAAAAGAUAAUUUUGCAAAGUCACAUUUUAUGCAAUUUUUAUGUGGACAGUCUCACAACGCAUUUUCUGACUCCAUCCCCACCCAUGUUAUAAAAAAAUUGUAAUAAGAAAUCCGUUCCAUUUAAUAACAGUGCAUACUAGCCAGUCAUUACAGAUGUUUGGAUGGAUUUCAGUAGGAUCUCCCCUUAGAGAUGGUUGUUUAUCUCAAGGGCUCUUCUGAUGAUACAGCAGUCCAAGUCCGUUUGAACCAGCAGAAAAAGAAGGAUGCAGAUUUAAAAACACCAGCAUCCUUUAUUGACUUGUGAGGAACAUACCUCAUUCAAUUUCAUAAUAUCAUAAGUUAUUAAAUUAGAGAUACUGUGUCAAAAACAUUUACAUCAAAAUUAUUUGGUGGUAUGUUACUCCAAAGCAAACAGUUUGUAUGAAACUCUAAGCAGAAAACUUUAAAUGUUAACUUUGAUACAAAUAACUGAUUUCCUACUAAGCCAGAGCCUUGCAAAUCCAUAAGUAUUCAUUUUGUUGACUUGAUCGUUAUGUAAAUCAGAAAUUCAAUUAGUAGUCUGUGUAACAGCACUGAUGCUAGAUCUUUAAGCACUGGUGUCAUUUUUUGUUAUCGCCAGUGUCUGUUUUUCUUGAUAUAACCAUCAAUUCAUAAAAGUGACUUUAAAGGGCUGGCUGAUGUAAAUGCCGGCAGGAUUUGCUUGAAUAUUCACGAUGAUCAAGGCUUUCUGUUUGCUGAAUAAAAAGUACCUACUGAAGAAAAGACUGCUAAAGACUUGAUACUAAUUACAAUCUGUUAGUGUAACGAUAUCCAAAAUGAGCAAAAUUCAACUCAAGUCUCAUGCAUCCCUUUCUUAAAUUACACUAUUAUCCAUCUUUUCUCAAUCGGUCUGCAUAGGUGGUGCUUCGAAAAGUAGCCCAAAUCUGUAUAAACCUCUAUGACAAAAAGCAAUUCAUUACUUGAUACAACAGAAAUUGAGCAGAAAGAUGACAGGAAUUGACAUAUAUUGGCAUUCUGUCCUUCUGCGCAGUGCAAGAUUCAUCACAAACUUUGCAUUGAAGUCAUUAUCAAGUGUAGCAGAAUGAGUCGCAGCUUUCUGCAAUCUAAAGAAAAUGAAAUACGUCCUGGACGAAGAUGAAGUGCGAGGUUUGACCACGCCAGUCUUCCACUGUUCCAUGAAAAUCCUACUAAAAAAAAAAAAAAAAAAAAAAAAAAAGGAACCA
This is a messenger RNA of Puntigrus tetrazona (Sumatra barb), 4200 nucleotides long. RefSeq names its product ribonuclease P/MRP 40 subunit (gene rpp40). Gene Ontology annotation, cellular component: multimeric ribonuclease P complex; ribonuclease MRP complex. Lineage: Eukaryota; Metazoa; Chordata; Actinopteri; Cypriniformes; Cyprinidae. The coding region runs from base 696 to 1781 and encodes 361 amino acids. Gene Ontology annotation, molecular function: ribonuclease P activity; ribonuclease MRP activity. The record is from RefSeq and is a predicted model, not a curated record. Gene Ontology annotation, biological process: tRNA 5'-leader removal; tRNA 3'-end processing; endonucleolytic cleavage in ITS1 to separate SSU-rRNA from 5.8S rRNA and LSU-rRNA from tricistronic rRNA transcript (SSU-rRNA, 5.8S rRNA, LSU-rRNA). The transcript is spliced from 8 exons.